AGAGAUUAUCCAAUCCUAGACUGAUUAGGCUAGACGAGGGAACAGAUGUAUGCAUUUCAAGACAUUAGCAAACUAGUCAAAUGUGUCAUUUUUUUAAUCUACUAGUGAGGCCUAUGUGAAUCAUAAAAAAUACACUACUACUGUAGGUACACUAAAGCCUUAAAUCUCUAUUACAUUGGGCCACUAGCCUAUUUCUCAAAAACGUGUGAGAAUUGCAGCCGGUGUAGAUGGAUUGCAGUCAGGUGUAGAUGGAUUGCAGUCAGGUGUAGAUGGAUUGCAGUCAGGUGUAGAUGGAUUGCAGUCAGGUGUAGAUGGAUUGCAGUCAGGAGUAGAUGGAUUGCAGUCAGGAGUAGAUGGAUUGCAGUCAGGAGUAGAUGGAUUGCAGUCAGGAGUAGAUGGAUUGCAGUCAGGUGUAGAUGGAUUGCAGUCAGGUGUAGAUGGAUUGCAGUCAGGUGUAGAUGGAUUGCAGUCAGGUGUAGAUGGAUUGCAGUCAGGUGUAGAUGGAUUGCAGUCAGGAGUAGAUGGAUUGCAGUCAGGUGUUGAAGAUGGUGCAAAUAUUUCACAUCAUUUCUUGGUAUUGUUCAACCUCAAAGAAAUGAAACACCAAAAGCACCUCGUCCAGAAGAGCGUAAUCCAUUCUGUUCUGAGAAAUGCACAGUCUACAAACUAUUUGGUCUGUGUGUGGUGCUGGUACUGGUCUCCCUCCUAUGGCUCCAACUCAGCUGUACAGGAGACAUGAGCCGGGUUGUAGUGGAUGACGGACGCAUCCCCCAUCAGCCUUGUCCGCUGGAGAGACAGGCAUCCGCUGCGGACGACCCUUCCUGGGGUCCUCACAAGCUGGCCCUCCUGAUACCUUUCAGGGAGAGGUUUGAGGAGCUGCUGGUGUUUGUCCCCUUCAUGCACACCUUCUUGAACAACAAGAAAAUACUGCAUAAGAUCUUUGUAAUCAACCAGAUGGAUCACUAUCGGUUCAACAGAGCCUCUCUCAUUAACGUUGGUUACACGGAGAGUGGUAACGACACUGAUUACAUCGCCAUGCAUGAUGUGGACUUGUUACCUCUGAAUGAAGCUCUGGACUAUGGUUUCCCAGAGGAGGGCCCGUUCCACGUGGCCUCACCAGAGCUGCACCCCCUGUAUCACUACAAGGCAUACGUGGGAGGAAUCCUGCUGCUCACCAAACAGCAUUAUCACAUGUGCAACGGCAUGUCCAACCGGUUCUGGGGAUGGGGGAGAGAAGACGAUGAAUUCUACAGGAGACUAAGAACUGCUGGAUUACAGCUCUUCAGGCCCAGUGGGAUAAAAACAGGGUAUAAAACCUUUCGCCACAUCCAUGACCCUGCCUGGAGGAAGAGAGACCAGAAGAGAGUGGCUGCACAGAAACAGGAACAAUUCAAGGUUGACCCUGAGGGCGGGUUGACUAACUUGCAGUACAAGCUGGAGUCGAGACAGGAGCUGACUAUUAGUGGAGCCCCUGUCACUGUCCUCAACACCAAACUGGAGUGUGACACAGACAAGACUCCCUGGUGUCUGUUGAACUAAGAUGGCCCCCAUGAUAGACCUAUGCUGCCUCUCAUCUGGGUUAUGUUCAUUAUCUACCAAACGGAAUAAAACAGGGAGGGACUACCUGAGCUUCUCCAAUGAGAAACACUUGUUUUUGUGUGCCCUUAUGAAUAUGACCCCGGUGCUACAGAGGGGUGCUGUUAACCCCUGCAUGCUGUGCUACUUCGGGACAGUUUCUGGUCCUGAGGACAUGGCUAAAACAAACAACCGCACCAGGAGACAUGGGUACCAUAUUCUGUCCGGUCCAGAGAAGAGCCUUUGACCUUUGAACCCAGCAACGCCUUCCCUCAUCGGAGAGAUGGAAUGUAUUUAUAAACUAGCUAAAUGAUAUUGUCCUUUAGAACUGUGGUGUAGUCGUCUGACUUGCUUUCAGAACUGUGAGUGACUGGAUCUCAAGCAGGCCUAACUUCAGGGUCUUUUAAACUACAGACACUUUGCCAAUAUUGACGACACACGAAAGGUGUACUGAAAUCGUAAGCAAAGGCCUUUGUGUCUGUUUAUCCAGGUGACCGACCAGGACCAACCCUGCUUAGCUUCAGAGGCCAACCAGCAGUGGGAUGUUGGGUGGUCUGGCUCCUGGGUGUGGUACUAGUGGACCAUUGCCUCUCCUUCAGUUGAAGUCUGCUAUACUGUCUGGAUUAAUGUCUUAUCAUCAGAGUUAGUUUGCUAUGAAAGGGUUUUCUUUCUGACAUUGUAAUGCACCGGGAUUGGCAUGCCACCUCCAUGGUACAUAGCGCUGUAUUCUCAUCCGGUAUCCAUUGUGACCCAUCAUGUACUCAACUAGUAGUGAGUUGAGUAUCAGAGUGCCCUUUUAGAUUUGUUGUUGAUGGUAAAAUCAGCUUUUAAGGUUUACAGUUGUGCUUUAGAAAGUUUUUAGAGAACGACUAGAUAUUAUGAAAGUAUGUUUAGGUAAUGUCAAGCAUAUGUUACAACAGUUUGGCCAUAUACCAUACUGCUGUAAUGUCAAGCGUACAGUUGAAGUCAGAAGUUUACAUACACCUUAGCCAAAUACAUCUAAACUCGGUUUUUCACAAUUCCUGACAUUCAAUCCCAGUAAAA
Molecule: messenger RNA, 2619 nt
Organism: Oncorhynchus tshawytscha (Chinook salmon)
Lineage: Eukaryota; Metazoa; Chordata; Actinopteri; Salmoniformes; Salmonidae
Gene: b4galt7
Product: xylosylprotein beta 1,4-galactosyltransferase, polypeptide 7 (galactosyltransferase I)
Exons: 7
Coding region: 736-1539 (267 amino acids)
Biological process (GO): carbohydrate metabolic process; proteoglycan biosynthetic process
Molecular function (GO): xylosylprotein 4-beta-galactosyltransferase activity
Source: RefSeq, a predicted model, not a curated record